Cavia porcellus (domestic guinea pig) is the source of this 2356-nucleotide messenger RNA. RefSeq names its product tetratricopeptide repeat domain 19 (gene Ttc19). Lineage: Eukaryota; Metazoa; Chordata; Mammalia; Rodentia; Caviidae. The coding region runs from base 1 to 1101 and encodes 366 amino acids. Gene Ontology annotation, cellular component: mitochondrial inner membrane. The transcript is spliced from 11 exons. The record is from RefSeq and is a predicted model, not a curated record. Gene Ontology annotation, biological process: mitochondrial respiratory chain complex III assembly. Gene Ontology annotation, molecular function: protein binding.
AUGUUCCGUCUCCUGAGCCGGACGUUGGGAAGAGGCCUUCUGCGGGCAGCCGGGCGGCGUUGCCGGGGUUGCUCGGCGCGCUUGUUCUCUGGGCCCAAGGAAAGCCAGGAGCUGGAGGUGUUGGUGCCGCGCCACCGAGUUGCGUCCCACCGACGGGGCCCGGGCCUGCUGCCGGUAUUGGCAGCGCUCGCCUGGUUCUCGAGGCCUGCUGCGGCAGAAGGGGACGAGCAUCAGGGAGCAGGAGCAGGCGCCGCAGAAGACGCAGCGGAUGAGGCGGAGGCGGAGAUCAUACAGCUGCUGAAACGAGCCAAGUUGAGCAUUAUGAAAGAUGAGCCAGAAGAGGCUGAGCUGAUUUUGCAUGACGCUCUUCGCCUUGCUUAUCAGAGUGAUAACAAGAAGGCCAUCACUUACACUUACGAUCUGAUGGCCAAUUUAGCAUUUAUACGAGGUCAACUUGAAAAUGCAGAACAACUUUUUAAAGCAACCAUGAGUCACCUGCUUGGAGGGGGUAUGAGGCAGGAAGACAAUGCAAUAAUUGAAAUCUCACUCAAGUUGGCCAGUAUCUAUGCUGCUCAGAAUAGACAAGAAUUUGCUCUUGCUGGCUAUGAAUUCUGCAUUUCAACUCUAGAGGAAAAAAUUGAAAGAGAAAAGGAGUUAGCAGAAGAUGUUAUGUCAGUGGAAGAAAAAGCCAAUACCCACCUUCUCCUGGGCAUGUGCUUAGAUUCCUGUGCACGAUACCUUCUGUUCUCCAAGCAGCCAUCCCAAGCACAGAGGAUGUAUGAAAAAGCUCUGCAGAUUUCUGAAGAAAUACAAGGUGAAAGACACCCACAGACAAUUGUGCUGAUGAGUGACCUGGCUACUACGUUGGAUGCACAGGGGCACUUCGAUGAGGCCUACGUUUAUAUGCAGAGGGCGUCAGAUCUGGCAAGACAGAUAAAUCAUCCUGAGCUGCACAUGGUACUCAGUAAUCUAGCUGCAAUUUUGAUACAUAGAGGAUACAGGGAAAUGAACAGACUGCAUACACGCUCCCAGCCCACUGAACCCAAGUUACCUAGGACACCAAUGAGGGCCAACACACAGGCUGUCUCCAUCCACAGAUGAAGAGGCACAUCACUAGAGUGCAAAAGAAAACAGCAACGAAAGCUCUCCAUGCUAAAACACUGCAUGUGUAAUACUUCAGCGUCAGGCUCCAUCCUACCGGAUGGCAGCUGUCCAGGUGAACCCCUGCGAGUUUCACUGCUUAUUUUAACUCAUAAUGUAACAGGUCUUUCCUCAUUAAUUUCUCAGGUAAGGACUUAAGUAUUAAACUGACCUGUAAAGAGUUUUGUCUAGUUAAAUGUAGGCUCUAGUUAAACCAUUUUAGCACUGAGAGGUUCUCUGCAAUUUUAUGUUUUUCCUCUGGAUACCAUAUUGUUAAGGAUAAUAUGAGAUACAGUUUAGACACCCUGCAAGGGAAGUUUUUGAGAUUAUGCAUACCAAGCACCACUUGUGACAUUCAACAUCUGCAUCCAUUGCUACUGUAGUUAAGCACUUAAUAAAAUACUAUUUGAUUAUUUCCUUUCCAAACCAGCCCCAAUUCUUAAUUCUUGGCAAUUGUUUUUAGUCCCUCUGGUGUUUUAUCUCUGCAACUCUAAUCUUAGUCCUUUACUUUUUGAUUUCAAACUUGACAUAGUAUCAGCUAUCUUAAAUUUAUAGAUGCUAUUAACCUUGUUGUGCCCAUUUUAACCUUUAGUUUAUCUGUUUUUAACUUUAUGCAGCACACUUUAACCAUCUACUUUUCUCUUUUUGAAAAGUGAAGAAACUGGCACACACACCCAUCUACUUCUCUUCCCUGUCUAUCCCACGUCCAUGUCCCAACGUUUUUUUCAACCUUUUGUAUUUGACUUAUAAUGUUCACAUCCUGUUGUAGAACUGUGGAAAAAAACUGUUCUGUUUUGCUUACAGAGUACGUGAACAAUUUAAACUAUAAAUCCAGGUAAUUUUACUACAAUCAAUGAAAGAAAUAUAACAUUCUUCACUCAGAUACACAAGUAUAGAGACAAUAGCAAUUGCAAGUAAAAAAGCAAAUUUUCUUGUAAUAAAUGCAAUCCAUUGCUCAAAAUAUGCUAUACAGGACUUUACAUAAAGAAUGAACCAUCACUGUAAAAACAGCUGUUUUUCAUUAAUAACUAUACUUUUUCUUUUUUGGUUAUAGAGAAUAAUUGUGUCCAUCUUAUCCUUAAUAGCAUCCAGCUUUGGUUCAAAAUAAUCCUGUAUGGAGUAUUACACAAUUGUAACAACCAACUUUUGAAUAUGCACUCAUUUGUGUAUUUGAAAAUUUCUGCAGUAAAGUGUUUUUAAAAAAAAAUUUUAAAAA